Molecule: messenger RNA, 1851 nt
Organism: Vanessa atalanta (red admiral)
Lineage: Eukaryota; Metazoa; Arthropoda; Insecta; Lepidoptera; Nymphalidae
Product: sodium-coupled neutral amino acid transporter 9 homolog
Exons: 12
Coding region: 162-1769 (535 amino acids)
Biological process (GO): amino acid transmembrane transport
Molecular function (GO): amino acid transmembrane transporter activity
Source: RefSeq, a predicted model, not a curated record
UCUUAUUAGAUGUCCCCACUGGUCGGGAGGCGCAUCAUUAUAACCUAUAAGAAAAUAAUCCCUCUGAUUGAGGAUUAAAUGAUAAACAUAAAUGUUUCGUGUGCAAGUAUAAACUGUAUUUUAUUGGUUGUAAAUUUUUUUAAUGUAUUUAGUUUUGUAAAAUGCGUUUAAAAAGAGAUUCAGUUCAAAACAGCGACAACGAAACCACUGGAAGUUCGGUAAAGUCAGUUGACAGUUAUGGGGUGUUCGGCACCGGAUGUUCCGAUUGCUCGGACUGUGAGGGCGGAGAAGACAGGAAACGAAUUUAUAAAUAUGACAAACUGACGACGAGAUCGACUAGCUGCACAAGCUUUCACAGCACGGCUGAUCACGAAGCUUACCCUCUGCUGAUGGCGGCUAAUUUAACUAGCACAUAUAAGACGAUCAGCUCAAGUUCUGACACAUUGGGCCCGGCGGAGUUAUCCGGGAGUGACAUCUUAGCAACCUACAAACGAACAAUGGAGAAGAAUGUCAAAUCAGAGAAGAAUAAGCAAAGCUCUCUUGUAACCAUUUUCUCAAUAUGGAACACAAUAAUGGGUUCAUCCCUGCUGACGAUGGCGUGGGGCGUGGAGCGCGCGGGGUUGCCGUGCGCCCUUUUUCUGCUCGCCUUCAUGGCGGCCCUGUGUCUCUACACGGCUUACAUUCUUCUCAGAGUUAACGUGCACCACGGCGGCGACAGCUGCGAGGUGCCGGCGCUGUGCCGCUCGCUGCUGGGCACGGGCGCGGCGGGGCUGGCGCACGCCUUCAGCCUACUCGUGCUGCUCGGGGCCAACAUCGUCUACUGGCUGCUCAUCACCAACUUCCUCUACCACACCGUCAACUACUUCAUGGAUGUGAAUACGUCAAACUCGACAGUUUACAACGCAAGCCUCUUGUGUCCCAAGCACGACAAUCUGAUCACUCCCUCUGACCAACCGAUAGUCGACCCCUCGCCGUAUUGGGGUCUCCACACCACAGUUCCCUUUUACGUGGCAAUCAUCGUUUUUCCACUUCUCUGUUUUAAAAAUGUCUCAUUUUUCACCAAAUUCAACUCUUUAGGAACCCUAUCGGUGUUCUACCUAUUACUGUUCGUAAUGGUAAAGGGCUGGACUUGGGGAAUCAACAUGGGGGAAGUGGAGGUGACGGAGCGGAAAGGGGGCAGUGACGCGGCCGUGCUCAGUGGAAUGCUCGCACUUUCAUUCUACAUCCAUAAUAUCAUAAUCACCAUCAUGGGCAAUAAUGCGAGACAAGACAGAAAUGGUCGCGAUCUAACGAUAGCUUUCCUGCUGGUGACUGUGACUUACACGUUCGUGGGCGCCAUCUUUUAUAUCUGCUUCCCGCUCUCCAAGUCGUGUAUAGAAGAUAAUAUUUUAAACAAUUUCGAGAUGCAUGACGUGAUGACAGCCAUCGCGAGGGCGUUACUUCUUUUCCAAGUGAUCACGGUGUACCCGCUGGUGGCGUUCAUGCUGCGCGGCGAGGCGGCGCAGCUGUGCCGCGCGCCCGCGCCGCUCGUCAACGCGGGCGCCGCCGCGCUCUGCGUGCUCGUGGCGUGUCUGUGCCCCGACAUCGGCACCAUCAUCAGGUACACGGGCGCCGUGAGCGGGCUGGUGCACGUGUUCGCGCUGCCGGCUUUGCUACAGAUGCAGUCCCUGCGACUGCGAGGGAAGUUGACUUGGUGGAAAGCACUGUUUUACGCUCUCAUUAUAGUCUUCGGGACGGUUAAUCUUGUAAUGCAAUUUUUUAUCGCAUGAUAUUAUACUGUUAAUUAUUUAUAUAUUCAAUAUUUUGUCUCCGUUUUGCAAUAACAUUGAAAAGGAUCUCACAUUUGUACAC